Messenger RNA from Strongylocentrotus purpuratus (purple sea urchin), 2003 nucleotides. RefSeq names its product nucleoporin SEH1 (gene seh1l). NCBI's taxonomy places the organism in Eukaryota, Metazoa, Echinodermata, Echinoidea, Camarodonta, Strongylocentrotidae. Gene Ontology annotation, molecular function: structural molecule activity; protein binding. Gene Ontology annotation, biological process: positive regulation of TORC1 signaling; cellular response to amino acid starvation. Bases 68 to 1222 code for a protein of 384 amino acids. The record is from RefSeq and is a predicted model, not a curated record. Gene Ontology annotation, cellular component: Seh1-associated complex; nuclear pore outer ring. The transcript has 12 exons.
GCCAAUUUGUUCAUUAUCAGCUCGAUCGCGGGGAAAUCCGGACCUUACCGACUAAAGUGCCAGCAAAAUGUUCAAGGCAAAGAGUAUUUCGGCAGAACACAAGGAUUUAAUCCAUGAUGUUGCAUUUGACUUUUAUGGACAACGAAUGGCCACAUGUUCUAGUGACCAGAGUGUAAAGGUAUGGGAUCUUGGGGAGGAUGGAGAGUGGCACUGUACAGCUAGUUGGAAGACACACAGUGGGUCUGUAUGGAGAGUAACAUGGGCCCAUCCUGAGUUUGGCCAGGUCCUAGCCUCAUGUUCUUUUGAUAGAACUGCAGUUGUAUGGGAGGAGAUGGUUGGAGAUUCAAAGCCCAAUGAGAGGGGAAAACACCACUGGGCUCAGCGAGCCAUGCUUGUAGACAGCAGAACAUCCGUCUCAGAUGUCAAGUUUGCACCACAUCAUCUCGGGCUUCAAUUGGCAACCUGUUCAGCAGAUGGUAUUGUGAGGAUAUAUGAAGCACCAGAAGUAACAAAUUUAGCCACAAUGAAUUUACAGACAGAACUUCAGACCAAACUUAGUUGUAGCUGUUUAUCAUGGAAUCCAUCAAGAGUCCAUCCGCCCAUGAUUGCCAUCGGUAGUGACAGCUCUGACCCUUCAGGAGGGGGCAAAGUACAAAUCUAUGAAUACAAAGAAAAUGAAAGAAAAUGGCAGAAGAUUGACACACUGAACGUGAUCACCGAGGCAGUACAUGACCUAGCUUUCUCUCCUAACCUAGGCAGAUCAUAUCACAUGUUAGCUGUAGCAACGAAGGAUGUCCGCAUUAUGACACUUAAACCAAUGAGGAGAGACCAAUUUGUGGGUUCAACAAGAAUUGAGAUCAGACAAGCAGCUCAACUAGUAGACUUCAAACAAAGUCAGGUAUGGAGAGUUAGUUGGAAUGUGACUGGUACUAUCUUAGCUGCAUCAAGUGAUGAUGGAUUUGUCAGACUCUUUAAAGCCAACUACCUUGACAACUGGAAGUGCAUCCAAGAGCUGAAGGGUAGCGACGGAGGCCCCUCCCCCGCCCUGGUACCCAGCAUGACGGGGGGAAUGCAUUCCAGACAAGACUACCCCACCCAUAGAGGGCGCAACACCAGCAGCAGUGCGAACCAACAGCAGCAGCAGAAUGGUGCUAGCGCCACCCGUGAGCAGAGCAAUGCACCACAGGGAGGUCGUAGCAGGUAUCCCUUCAUGACCUUGUGAUUGUGGUCUUACACUUCCCCAGAGUACCUCAUGGUGUAUCAAACUCAUUACCAUGGUUACGCUCUCAAUUUUUGCCUGCCCGCAAGGGCAAUGUAUUGUCAUUGGCAGUAAGGACCUUCCUGAGGGCAGCCAUUGAAGUGCUUUUAUGGUAGCUUAUGUCCAUUGCUCGUGUCUCAUUUACAUGCAGUACAGAUAUUUACAGGACUAUUCAAUGUGUUGGACACGUUGGCAUUCUGUGAAACCAGAAACUUCUGAAUGCUUUGAAACCAUUGUGAGUGGUUCAUGCUACAAAAUGAUUGAAUUUCAUCAUGGACAUUUUUGCAAUUUUCUUGCUGUGAAAAUGGCUACUGCUAAAAGUCACAUGCGACAAAUUUUUUGUGUUUCCAGUCGAUCCUAUCAGGGCCCUGUUUCAUCAAACUUUUCAUCAAUAACAAGUGUCAUAUUACUUUAUACAACGCCUACUAAGAUUCUUGCAACCUCAUUGGUCAAUUCUUGAUCACAUGACAUGCGCUAAAAGUACCAUUGAACGGCAUCAUUGACGCGGAGUGCAAUUUCGUUUGAUCCUUUCGCACCAUUGUACUCUGACGUCACUAACGAUGUACAAAGUAUAUGGUGAGCUAAGUGACGUCAGAGUGCAAUGGUGCGAAAGGACCAAACGAAAUUGCACUCCGCGUAACAAUUUAACAUAAAGGUUGGUACGCGCGGAGCAUGGUACGCGCGUGGUUUGCUGCCUGCUUAAUAGUGCGCGCUCACUAUCAGCAAUUUCAUCAAUUGAAAACAA